UGCACCGAAGCACCUGCUCCAGCCAGGGCGGGUCUGUCCGUCCCCCGGCCGCCCGGUGCAGCCCCGCCCCCGGCCGGACCCCACCCAGCCCCGCGCGCACAGUACAGCCCAAACCCUUGGCCCGCUCGGCUCGAGGAGGCCACGAUCCGGAAGUGGGAGUAAUACGAGCAAGUACCCGCCGGUGCUGCUCCAGACCCCGGGCUUUCUCCACUGGCCCGUCUCCGCGGAGCAAUUGUCACUGCUCAGCGCCCCGGCACAUCCAGCCCCCGCGGCAGCUACAAAGGACGCUCGCGACGUCACCUCGCUCCGGAAGUCUUCCGGACCGUUAGCGCAAGGGCCGCCGGGAAAACCAUCGAGAGGGCCCGGCGGAGGGCCUGACAUUGAAGUGGCGGCUAGAGCGUCCCUGCUAAGCCCAUCCGCCUCCAGAAAGUGGCUGUUACCCAGCGGAUCUAGGCCGCUUGGGAAGGCGUUGCUAUCUGCGUGCCCCGGAAGGACUUAACGCGAAAGGCGGGAGAAGGAAGGACCCGAAAACGGGGGCGGGAGGGGGUUUGCGCGUGGGACGGGACUCUCGCAGACGAGGUAGCUUCCCUCUCCGCCUCUCCGGCUCUCCGCCUCUCCCCCCGGCCCGCCGAGCCCACCCGACGACCUCUCCUCCUGGCGCUUCCGGGAGCCGUGGCGAGAGCGCGCGCCUGCGCACCGGCCGCUCUGCCCUCCCCGCUGCGGCCCUCGCGCCGGCCGGCGGCCCGACGGUUCCCGCAGCGCAGCCCGCCCGGCGUCUCCGGCGUCUCCGCCGCCUCCGCCGCUCGGCGCCCGCCCGUGCAGCAUGUCGCGGCGGCGGCACAGCGACGAGAAUGACGGGGGACAGCCUCACAAAAGAAGGAAGACUUCAGAUGCAAAUGAAACUGAAGAUCAUUUGGAAUCUUUGAUUUGCAAAGUGGGAGAAAAGAGUGCUUGUUCUUUGGAGAGCAACCUGGAAGGCUUGGCUGGCGUUUUGGAAGCUGAUCUACCCAACUACAAAAGCAAGAUCUUAAGGCUUCUCUGUACAGUUGCACGUCUAUUACCUGAGAAGCUGACAAUUUAUACAACACUAGUUGGACUGCUGAAUGCCAGGAAUUACAACUUUGGUGGAGAAUUUGUAGAAGCCAUGAUUCGCCAGCUUAAAGAAUCAUUGAAAUCAAACAAUUACAAUGAAGCUGUGUAUCUGGUUCGAUUUUUAUCUGACCUCGUGAAUUGCCAUGUCAUUGCCGCCCCUUCAAUGGUUGCUAUGUUUGAAAAUUUUGUAAGUGUAACUCAGGAAGAAGAUGUCCCUCAGGUGCGACGGGAUUGGUACGUGUAUGCAUUUCUGUCAUCUUUGCCUUGGGUUGGAAAGGAGUUGUACGAGAAGAAAGACGCAGAGAUGGACCGCAUCUUUACCAACACGGAAAGCUAUCUCAAAAGACGCCUAAAGACUCAUGUGCCCAUGUUACAAGUCUGGACAGCUGAGAAACCACACCCACAAGAAGAGUAUCUAGAUUGCCUCUGGGCCCAGAUUCAGAAAUUGAAAAAGGAUCACUGGCAGGAGCGGCACAUCCUGCGACCUUACCUGGCCUUUGACAGCGUCCUGUGUGAAGCACUACAGCACAACUUGCCGCCUUUCACACCACCGCCUCACACUGAAGACUCAGUGUACCCAGUGCCGAGGGUCAUCUUCAGGAUGUUUGACUAUACAGAUGAUCCCGAGGGUCCUGUAAUGCCGGGGAGUCAUUCUGUGGAAAGAUUUGUAAUAGAAGAAAAUCUUCACUGCAUCAUUAAGUCCCACUGGAAGGAAAGGAAAACUUGUGCUGCACAGCUAGUGAGCUAUCCAGGGAAGAACAAGAUCCCCUUGAACUACCAUAUUGUAGAGGUGAUCUUUGCAGAACUGUUUCAGCUUCCAGCCCCGCCUCACAUCGAUGUGAUGUAUACAACACUUCUUAUUGAACUCUGUAAACUUCAGCCUGGAUCUCUACCCCAAGUUCUUGCACAGGCAACUGAGAUGUUGUACAUGCGUCUGGACACUAUGAAUACCACUUGCGUUGACAGGUUUAUUAACUGGUUUUCCCACCAUCUCAAUAACUUCCAGUUCCGUUGGAGCUGGGAAGAUUGGUCAGAUUGUCUUACUCAAGAUCCUGAAAGCCCCAAACCAAAAUUUGUAAGAGAAGUCCUAGAAAAAUGUAUGCGGUUGUCUUACCAUCAGCGUAUAUUAGAUAUUGUUCCUCCUACCUUCUCAGCUUUAUGUCCUGCAAAUCCAACCUGCAUUUACAAAUAUGGAGAUGAAAGUAGCAAUGCGCUUCCUGGGCAUUCUGCUGCUCUCUGUUUGUCUGUUGCCUUUAAAAGUAAAGCAACCAAUGAUGAGAUCUUCAGCAUUUUGAAAGAUGUACCAAACCCCAACCAGGAAGACGAUGACGAUGAAGGAUUCAGUUUUAACCCAUUGAAAAUAGAAGUUUUUGUACAAACUUUGCUACACUUGGCAGCCAAAUCGUUCAGCCACUCCUUCAGCGCUCUUGCAAAGUUUCAUGAAGUCUUCAAAACUCUAGCUGAAAGUGAUGAAGGAAAGUUACAUGUUCUGAGAGUUAUGUUUGAGGUCUGGAGAAACCAUCCACAGAUGAUAGCUGUGUUGGUGGAUAAAAUGAUUCGUACACAGAUUGUUGACUGUGCUGCAGUAGCAAACUGGAUCUUCUCUUCAGAACUAUCUCGAGACUUUAUUAGAUUGUUUGUUUGGGAAAUCUUGCACUCCACUAUUCGCAAGAUGAAUAAACAUGUCCUGAAGAUCCAGAAAGAACUAGAAGAAGCUAAAGAAAAACUUGCAAGACAGCACAAGCGACGAAGUGAUGAUGACAGAAGCAGUGACAGGAAAGACGGGGCCCUUGAGGAACAAAUAGAAAGGCUGCAGGAAAAAGUGGAGUCCGCUCAGAGUGAACAAAAGAACCUCUUCCUUGUCAUAUUCCAGCGUUUCAUCAUGAUUUUGACCGAGCAUUUAGUCCGAUGUGAAACUGAUGGGACCAGCAUACUAACACCGUGGUACAAGAACUGUAUAGAGAGGCUCCAGCAGAUCUUUUUACAGCAUCACCAGAUAAUCCAGCAGUACAUGGUGACCCUGGAGAACCUGCUCUUCACUGCUGAGUUAGACCCUCACAUCCUGGCGGUGUUCCAACAGUUCUGUGCCCUGCAAGCCUAGGGAUCAAUUGAUUAUCCCCUUUGUGUUAAGAUUUUUUUUUUUUUUAAAAAAAACCUUUUAAACAAUUUGUCUUAAUUUUGGUGGUCUGAAUGCUUGCUUUCUUGUAGUGUCCUUUCACUUAGUAAAGGAAACGCAAGUAUUCCCUAAUGACAACGUGACGAUGAUCAUAGGACAUAUUACGACAGCUACAACUUUUGAAUCUUUUCCCCCUUUUCUGAUACUUUUUUCUCCUGACUACAGAAGAGCUAUGAUUUGACAUGUGAGCUCAAUCUUACAAAGUAGUUUACAGGAUGGAUGGGUCUUCAUGCUCAUGAAUAACCUAACAUGGCUGAAAUAAAACAGAGAAUAUUUUUUUA
Molecule: messenger RNA, 3549 nt
Organism: Erinaceus europaeus (western European hedgehog)
Lineage: Eukaryota; Metazoa; Chordata; Mammalia; Eulipotyphla; Erinaceidae
Gene: NCBP1
Product: nuclear cap binding protein subunit 1
Exons: 23
Coding region: 824-3193 (789 amino acids)
Biological process (GO): mRNA export from nucleus; regulation of mRNA processing; nuclear-transcribed mRNA catabolic process, nonsense-mediated decay
Cellular component (GO): nuclear cap binding complex; nucleus
Molecular function (GO): protein binding; RNA cap binding; mRNA binding
Source: RefSeq, a predicted model, not a curated record